Scheffersomyces amazonensis is the source of this 3563-nucleotide messenger RNA. It is a transcript of the gene CHS8, whose product is annotated as Chs8p. Gene Ontology annotation, cellular component: cell septum; cell periphery. Gene Ontology annotation, molecular function: chitin synthase activity. The record is from RefSeq and is a predicted model, not a curated record. The coding region runs from base 384 to 3461 and encodes 1025 amino acids. NCBI's taxonomy places the organism in Eukaryota, Fungi, Ascomycota, Pichiomycetes, Serinales, Debaryomycetaceae. The transcript has a single exon.
CAUAAACAUAUUGAAUCAAUCUCUAAAUAUAGACCACUACCAAUUACUUCGUUAAACGAAAAUUUUGUGAACGUAAGGGGAAGAGGUUUUUAUGUAGGGUUCUAAACUUAAUUAGGCAUCUGGUUGGUCAAGUUUUUGAAUUUACUUGAUUAUUAAGUUUUCUAAUAUUACCGGUAUUCUCAUCGAUCGAAGGUCUUGUAUUGACUUAAAAGUACUGGCUAUUGUUCAUAAACUUUCUAGUAAUUUCUAAAGUAUCAGUGAAUAAUAAAGUUAGAAAAUACUUCAGUUCAAUUACAUUCACUUCAACUGACAUAUACCAGCAUUAGCAUAUCUUUAGCAUUUUUUAUUUAUUUAUUUGUUUAUUUACUUAUUCAUAGCAUAGAAUGGCCAAUCCAAACCACCAUUUAAGCUUCGUCGAAGAUGAUGAUCCAUUUGAAGGAAAUGCAGACUAUUAUGAAGAUUAUCCUGAGAGUAUCCAAAUGGGUUCUGCUUACACAUUUACUUCUAAUACACCUAAUCCAAAUAAUCAUCAUAAUAGUAUGGGCUAUAUCAAUGGACCUUUAUCAAAUAAUAGAUAUUCUCAAUUUAAUCCAGACAUUGUUUAUUCACGUCCUCACUCAAGAGCUUCGUCGGUAGGUUUCGCAUCUCCUCAACAUCAUUUACUUGGAAGAAAUAUACCUUUACAACCUAUUCAUUAUAAUACCCAUCCUACAUUAUCUAAUGGUUCUAAUGGUAGUGAUACUGGAUCUACUGUGACAUUGACAACGGCCACUAAUUUAUCCAAAAUUAAAGAAUUUCCUUCAGCUUACCAAAAGCAUACUACAAACAGUAGUUUUGGUGAAGGUACUAUGUUUCAAUCUGAUUAUGAAAGUGGGAACCCAUUUCAAGCUCCACUUCAGGUUGGAUUCUCAGGUGCAAAUUAUAUGAUAAAUCCUUUGGAAGAUGCUGAUAAUGAUGAUGAUUUUGAUCCCUUUGGUGAUAAUGACUCAUUAUACUCUGAAACAGGUGAAGAAAUUAUAAGAAGAGGUGCCACUAUAAAAAGAAGGAAUACAAUGAAGAACGGUGGUGAUUAUCCCGAUGAGGAUGAUGAGUAUUUUGUUCCAAAAUUGCAUUACACUAAGACCAUUAAGAAAGCUAAAUUAAUUAAUGGGAAUUAUAUUAUUGAUGCAAAAGUCCCUACUUCAUUAUUGGAAACUUAUAAUACUAAUAAUGAAAGUGGUAAAGAAAUGUCUUUCUUGAGAUAUACUGGAGCUACUUGUGGUCCAUCAAAUUUCCAGAAAUUCAAAUACAAUUUAAGACAAGAAUUAUAUACACCCAAGAGAGAUACAGAACUCAUGGUUGUAGUUACUAUGUAUAAUGAAGACGAAUUCUUAUUGGCCAGAACCUUGAAAGGUGUAUUUGAAAACAUUAAGAAUUUAAGUGAACGUAAGAAUUCAUCAACGUGGGGACCAGAUAGUUGGAAGAAAGUAGUUAUUUGUAUUGUUGCAGAUGGUAGAUUAGAAUUAAACAAAAGAUCACAAUUGUUAUUAACGGCUUUGGGUGUUUAUCAAGAUGGUUAUGCUAAAUCCAAAAUUAAUGACAAAACUGUAAAAGCUCAUAUAUACGAAUAUACUUCUAUGGUAGGAAUUGAUGAGAUUAACGACAAGAUUCAUUUUGGAUCCAAUUCUAAUCCUGUUCAGUUAAUGUUUUGUUUGAAAGAAAAGAAUUCUAAGAAGAUUAACUCUCAUCGUUGGUGUUUCCAAGCGUUUGCUCCAAUUUUAAAUCCAAAAGUUGUCAUGUUGUUAGAUUGUGGUACUAAACCUGAAAAGGAUGCUUUCUAUUAUUUAUGGAGAUCCUUUAAAGAUCCUAAUGUUGGGGGUGCUUGUGGUGAGAUGAGAGUUGCUUUGGGUCCUAGUCGUCAAUUAUUAGCCAAUCCUCUAGUUGCUGCUCAACAUUUUGAAUAUAAGAUUUCAAAUAUAUUGGAUAAACCAUUGGAAUCAGUAUUCGGAUUCAUUUCAGUUUUACCUGGAGCUUUCAGUGCUUAUAGAUAUGAAGCAUUAUUGAAUGUAAAUGGAAAGGGUCCAUUGGAAAAGUAUUUUAAAGGGGAAUUUUUGCAUCAAAGUACGAAUGUUGAUGAUGAAGAAGAGGAUGACGAAAGAGACAUCAAAGAAAGGAAUUUCAGAGAAUCUGGAAUUUUCACAUCCAAUAUGUAUUUGGCAGAAGAUAGAAUCUUAUGUUUUGAAUUGGUGGCUAAAAGAAAUCAUAAUUAUAUAUUGAGAUAUGUUAAUGAAGCUAAAGCUGAGACUGAUGCUCCAGAAAACAUUGAUGAAUUUGUUUUACAAAGAAGAAGAUGGUUGAAUGGUUCCAUGUUCGCAGCUGUUUAUGCAAUUUUUCAUUGGAGUAAGAUUUGGAGAUCGGAACAUUCAUUAUUUAGGAAAUUAAUCUUACAAGUUGAAUUCUAUUAUCAAUUAGUAACAAUCUUAGUGUCAUGGUUUUCAUUAGCAUCAUUUUUCCUUGUGUUUAGAAUCUUAACAGCUAAUUUAGGAGGUGAUACUAUGCAUUUUGAUGUGGGGAAAUAUCUUGCAGCUAUAUUUUUAUGGUGUUAUGUUGGAGCUGUUGUAACUGCAUUCGUAUUAGCAUUUGGUAAUACUCCUAGAGGGGCUAGAAAGUUUUAUACUGCCAUCGCUGUAAUAUUUGCAGUUCUAAUGGCAUAUUUAAUGUUUGCAGUAGUUUUCUUAGCUGUUCAUACCGUUAAAGCCAUUAUAGCUGAUAAUAAUAAUCAUUUCGAAGUUAGUUUAUUAUUCACUAAUUCAAAAUUUAGGGAUUUAAUUCUUUCUAUCAUUUCAACUUAUGUGUUAUAUUUUGCUGGUGCUUUUCUUUAUGGAGAACCUACUUUUAUGUUUACUUCUUUUGUUCAAUAUGUCUUAUUAUCACCUUAUUAUGUGAAUGUUUUGAACAUUUAUGCAUUCUGUAAUAUUCAUGAUGUUUCUUGGGGGACAAAGGGGGCAGUUCAAGCCAAAGAUUUGGGUUCGGCUAAGAUUGUUAAUAAUAAGGAUGAAUUUGUCAUGAUUGUGCCUGGAGUUGAAUCUGAAUUAAAUGAAUCUUAUAUUAAUACUAUUGAUGCUCUUAGAACAGAAGAACCAAUAAAACCAAUUAGACCCAAUAAGAAAUCAAAAGAUGAUUCUUAUUAUGCAUUAGUUAGAACAAUUACAGUUCUUAUUUGGAUGUUCUCUAAUGCCAUAUUAAUUGCCAUAGUUUUACAAGCUGGUGGUGUCUUAACUGGACCAUAUAAUACUAAUGCAAAUUCAGGAGCAUUAAGUGCAAAUUCUCAAGUAUUCUUAAGUAUUAUUUUAUGGAUUGUUGCCGGAUUAGCAUUAUUUAGAUUUUUAGGAAGUGUGUUUUAUCUUUUGUUCAAAGCUUUCAGACCAUUAAAAUGGAAAAUUAGAGGGGAUAAAGGAAAUGGUUUAAAACUGCAAGUAUAGAUUCAUAUUUUAUUUCGGAUUUUGCAGCCAAAUUAACAUAAAUUUAUUUAUUUUUUGUACUUAGAAUAAUUUUUAAUUUUAAACAUAAUAGCAUACAUAUAA